Messenger RNA from Paramecium pentaurelia, 1051 nucleotides. The record is from the annotation of a GenBank genome assembly. Lineage: Eukaryota; Ciliophora; Oligohymenophorea; Peniculida; Parameciidae.
AUGAUAGAGCUGUUGAGGAAUACUUAAAAGCAAUUUCGUUUGAUCCAUAAUCAUGUAUAUCGUAUAAAAAUAGAGGUGAAUAUUCUAACUAUUGAAUAGCUAUUGCCUAUCAUCAUUUAAAGAAUUAUGAUGAGGCUAUAAAAGGUUUCUCAUAUGUAAUUUAGAUUAACUCAAAUUAUGCAAUAGCAUAUUUCAAUAGAGGUAAUAGUAUAUAUAAUAGAAUUAGGAAAUACUUAUUUAGAAUCAGAUCUAAUUGAUGAAGCUAUAUAGGAUUUAAAUAAGGCAAUUAAGAUUUACCCAAAAUAAACUAUUCCAAAAAAUCUACUCUAUUCAUUAUAUUAUUGUUUAGAAAAAAUUGCUUAGACCAAUAAUAUAUACUCUGAGGUACUAGGAUAUUUCUCGAAGGCCAUUGAACAAAAUCCAUAACAUGGCAAGGCUUAUAACAACAAAGUUAAAAAUCGAUGUCUUAUCAACAGGAUUUGUUUAAUAACACUUGAAAUAGUAUGAAGAUGCUAUAAAAAAUUUCUCAGAUGCGAUUAAGAUAGACCCAAAAUUAGCCGCAGUCUAUAACAAAAGAGGUAAAUAUUAUGGUUUUAUAGUUAGGAAAUGUUUAUAAUCUUUUAAAGAAAUAUCCUGAAGCUAUUCAGGAUUACUCAAGUGCAAUAGAGAUUGAUCCAUAAUAUGCAAAGGCAUAUUAUAAUAGAGGUAUCUAUUCACAAAAAAUAAUUAGGAAAUGCUUAUAUUAAAUUAGAUAGAAUUGAUGAUUGUAAUAAGGAUUAUGAACUAGCAAAUAAAAUUGACCCAGAAAAUAAGAAUAAUAAAUGUAAAUAUUAAGAAUUAAUAAAUAGGGAAUCUUUCAUAAAAUUUGAGCGUAUUUGAUAUGCCAAAACAAUUCGAUUGUGAAUUUUAUUAUUAUUAAUAGAAAAAUAAAUUUAGAAAGAUAUAAAUGCAAUGGGGAUAGACACUUAAAUAACAGUAGCCUAUUAAUUAAAAGGUGAAUAUUAAUAACUUAUCAUAAGUUAUUAAUAUAUUUUAUGUUGAAAUAUUAUGA